Molecule: messenger RNA, 1860 nt
Organism: Lycium ferocissimum
Lineage: Eukaryota; Viridiplantae; Streptophyta; Magnoliopsida; Solanales; Solanaceae
Product: protein NRT1/ PTR FAMILY 5.6-like
Exons: 4
Coding region: 172-1860 (562 amino acids)
Biological process (GO): transmembrane transport
Cellular component (GO): membrane
Molecular function (GO): transmembrane transporter activity
Source: RefSeq, a predicted model, not a curated record
UGCUUCCUUCCUUCUUCCUUGCGAAACAUUUUCCAAAAAGUUAAUUUACCUCGUACCAGACACACACACACUGUUUUCUUUCUUUUCGUCUCUCCUAACUACUGAGUUUUUUGUUUAUUUGAUUAAUGGAAAUUAGGACUGAUCAUCGCGCAUGGAUUAGCGGAAUACAGUAUGCUAGCUAUGCUUAUAAAUCAUCUGACGGAUGACCGGGAAGUGACUCUACCAAAGGCAGCUCAAAUCGUGAAUGUCCAUGAAGGACUCACAUCCCUUCUUGUCAUUGUGGUUGCACAACUCUCUGACUCCUACUUUGGUCGAUUAAAGUUAAUUCUCUUCACCAAUACUGCUUUUAUUUUUGGAUUGAUGAUGCUAUGGUAUGAGAGCCACCGCCUAAGUAUUAAAGCGUUGUUUGGAGCACUGGCGUUGUUAACUCUUGGUAAAGCUGGGCGAGAUGUCACUUUGAAAGCAUUUCUUGCUGAUCAACUACGGAUAUCUGGAGAGGAACCAAACCUUGAAGAGGAAGAACUUAUAGAGGCACGUCGAAAACUUAUUUGGAGAUUUUGUUGGAUCUUAGGUAUAAUUAUGGCAACUGUAUGGCUCUCAAAUGAAAAGUGGGAGGCACUUGCAAAGAAAUCUACAAUCGCAAUGGCAGCAGGAUUUUUUGUUUUCUUGCCAGGCAUCCCAUUCUAUAAACACGAGGAUACAUUUCCUAGCCCCAUUCUUAACGCUUUCAACGUUGUUAAAGCGGCAGUUUUAAAGGGACAUCUCAAUUACCCAACUUCUCCUGAUCAGUUGUUCAAAAAUUACAGUAAAAGUGCUACAGAGAUUCUUCCUCAUAUUGCAUUCCUCAGGGUAUGUUUUGACCUUUUUGACUUGAAACAACAAAACGAGCUGCAUAUACCAGUAGUGUUCAGAUGGUUAGACAAAGCCGCCAUUUUGGAACCAUCGCCUUCUUGUCCAGUAUCAACGGAACAAGUAGAAUCUGGAAGGCUUUUUGAGGUAGCAAAAGUGAAGGAUGUGAAACGCUUGAUAAGUAUGUUUCCUCUUUGGUCAACAUUUUAUGUAUACAGUCUGGUAGGAGCUACAGCAAACACCUUCUUUUAUGAACAAGCUAACUACAUCAAUGACCAUCUUGGGGAGAUAUCCCGUGUCCCAAUAGUAGUUUUUGUUAUUAUCAUGACCUUCACAAGUUCCAUUACAUCAAUCAUAUGUUCAUGGUUCAAGGACAGAUCAACAAAUGCACGACGUCCUCCACUGAACAGAAUUAGAUUCGGAAUGUUUUUUUCGAUAAUAUGUUGUGCAGUUGCUUGUGGGGUCGAAGUUCACAGGCUUCAUCGUGUGAAGGUCGAGGAUAAUCAAAUUAGUAUUUUUUGGCUAACACCUCAGUUUUUAUUGGUUGGGCUCAUGGAAGGACUUUCUGAGAGUGGACUCCAAGAUUUCUUUGAAACUCAAGUCUGUGAGUCAAUGAAAGAGUAUGGGCCACAAUUCAGUGAAUUCUCCGAUGGCAUUGGUAAAUUCUUUAGUGUCAUUUGUAUCCUCAUUUUCCAUUUCUGGUUUGAUGAAGACGUUGACACAAGUCGAUUGGACAAGUAUUAUGCCAUGUUAACGGUUCCUACCUUCCUUAACUUUGUCUUCUGUUGUAUCGUAAGCAACUGGUAUGCGAAUCAGCCCCAUGGUCAAAGUGAAACCGAUGAUAAUGCUCAAGAAUUACAAGAUGGUGUCGCCGAUGACAAUGCUCAAGAAUUACAAGAUGGUUUCGCCGAUGACAAUGCUCAAGAAUUACAAGAUGGUGUGGCCGAAGACAAUGCUCAAGAAUUACAAGAUGGUGUCGCAAAUGAGAAUUCUGGCUUUGAGGAGAAUUAG